GUCCUGACAAUCCGUCCGGACGGUGAGUGCCGGAUAGAAAGAGUUGUCUAGCGAUCCGGACUAUCACUUUCCACACGGAAGGAUUAUGUUUCGCUCUUUUAUCACAAUCUUUUAUUGGCUCCUGGCAUCGGGUGGUGUCAUCGCCCUUAAACUCAUGAGCCUCGAUGUACCAACUGCAAUAAUGCUCGGUGAAUCAGUCUGGCUCAACUGCACUCUAGAUCUAGAAUCAGAUGAACUCUACUCUGUCAAGUGGUAUAAGGACGACGUUGAGUUCUAUCGACAUCUACCACAAGACAACCCUUCUGGACAAAAAUACGACGUUCCUGGGAUUUACUUGGACUUGAGGAAAUCGGUCCAAGGCCACGUAUUUCUCACUAAAACUGAUCUAGAAUCGGAGGGUAUCUACAGAUGCGAGGCAUCAGCUGAAUCACCUACUUUUCAGACGGUUGAAGCGGAAAAGCAAAUGAAAGUAUACGUUCUUCCUCAACAAGAUCCAGUUAUUGAAGGUAGCCAAUUGAGAUAUGAAGUUGGUGAUUAUGUAAAUGUUACAUGCAAAUCUGGAUAUUCAAAACCUGCGGCAGUUUUAAAGUGGUAUGUCAAUGGUAUAAAGAUGGAAAAAGAUGUGGAAAUACAUUAUCCCAACAUUGAACACCCCAACGGAUUGCAAACUUCAAUUUUAGGACUAUUGUUCAUGGUCAAACCCAACCAUCUGUUUCAAGGAGGAGCUAUUACGCUAAGAUGCAUCGCAACAUUUUCUCAGACAUAUUCAACUUCCAGUGAAGAGUUGAUUGUUGGUGAAAAAUAUAGUGGAAUUUCAGCCGCUAUGAAUACCUUAACUGUUGUUGCCAAGGAUGGACCACUGAUCACUGGAGGUGAGACACAAUACAGAGUCGGAGAAUUUCUAAAUCUAAAUUGUUCGUCUACAAAAUCUAAACCAGUUCCAACACUGAAUUGGUAUCUAAACGAUCGAUUAAUUACAAAUGAAUCUGUGGUCCACUAUCCACCACUGAUUCACGAGGACGGAGAGGGGAGGUCGGUUCUCGGCCUCCGCCUACGAGUUCAGCGGAGUCACUUGGACGAGAAUGAGGAGGUGAGGUUGAAAUGCACCUCCACAAUGUCACGAGUGAUAAAUGUGCGGAGCGACGAAAGGACAUUUGGAGGGAACCACCGGAAUUCCGGUCUUCAGGUGGCGGAAAACUAUGGAAAGGUUUCAGAAAGAAAUGCAGCAGCUCAUAUUGCAAGUGUGAAUGGCUCUUUUAAAUUUGCCUUCUUUCUUAUACUGGUUGUUUUCCUUUGACGAAUAUAAAUGUGGGGAAUAAAGAACCAAUAUUUCUUGAGAAACUGCAUGACGCAUUUGUGUUUUCUGCUUUGCCAAACUCCGAGUAAAGUUAUACUUUUCGUCAUCGGUGUAACUUUUCCAAAAAAAAAAAAAAAAAAAAAAAACGUCAGCAAGCGGAAGAAAAAAAAAUCGAUAUCCUGUUUAGGAAACGUCGAUGGAGGAUUGAAAAUGUGAACUUCUGAAGUUCGGGAAGCAAGGACCAAAAAAUGCACUCUUCAAAUUUAAGCACCGUGAUACGAAAGUUUGGAGACAUUAUUUGAAGAUAGAUAUGUGAUGACAGAUGUCAAACAGUUUUUUUUUAAUAAAGAAAUGUGUACAGUGUU
Molecule: messenger RNA, 1662 nt
Organism: Parasteatoda tepidariorum (common house spider)
Lineage: Eukaryota; Metazoa; Arthropoda; Arachnida; Araneae; Theridiidae
Source: RefSeq, a predicted model, not a curated record